CCCCUUGCGUCUCCUCCACUCCUUCAGGACAGAGUCGGGGACCACUACGCCGUCGAGGGAAUGCGUCCGAAGAGUGGGGAGACACUCGUCUGCUCCAUUGUCGGAGCACACGCCCCAUCCCAUUUUCUGGUCUUUAUCUUGGUCGAGUACGCGAGCUAAUCAUAUGUGCGUGCGCCGAUGUGCGUGCAGUAUAUUCCUCCCGCUUCCGAGUCAUUCAAAAACGCGGAUAGGAUCGAAAGACUGGUCAAUCACAAGCCCGCACGACACCUGACCACACUCAACACUCAGACACUUCCAGAUUCAUGCGUUUGCGGGUGAACAACGGCAGCAGUCCUCUCCCAUCCCGAACCGGCGCAUCCCUCGAAGCGGUCAACAAACGGCACUGCUGUACACCGCUUCACUUGGCAGCGCAACGAGCGCAAUGGAAGGCGAUGCUAGCUCUGAUCGAGGCAGGAGCGAACGUCAACAGCCGUAUGUUGGAUGGAGCAACACUGAUGUUGAUUGCAUCCACUCAGGGAUACAAGGACGCCAUCCCGGUGCUCCUUCGAGCGAAAGCGGACCCGCAAUUGCAGCACAACACGUCGGGGAACCUCGUCGUCCCGUCGGACACUUCGGCCAUCCGCGGGGACUCGGACGCAGUCCGCGAGUUGAUCCGGCACGUUGGCAUCGAAGGCUGUGGCGGUCCAAGUAGAGGGAUUUGGGCUCAUGGCCUAGUCUACACGCCCAUGGAGAUCGCAAUGCGCAGGAUCCUUCGGAAAAAGGUCGAGGGAAAAGAAGAUAUUAACGACGAACAGCUGCGCAGCGUGGAGGCCAUCCGCCGCUUGCUGUUGCAAGUGGAAGCAAUUCGUGCGAUCGCUUGCUUGUGGCCUGGCAACAAUCCCUCCGUCGCUCACGCUGCUGCAGAGGGCACAGGCAGAACCUCCAGAGCUAGGCCUCGGUUGAUGUAAGCUCUUCUCAUGAGACGUACUUAGUCUAACCCCGUCGUCUGCUCCUGGCGCCCCUGUUGAGGCUAGACAAAGCAACAAUACUGCACAGUAGUAGCCCAUGUGUGCCGAGUGUCGAAAGGUGGUUUUGCCAAGCGCGUAGACUGAUCAUUGCUGAGGUUUUUCUCAUAAGAAACUCUGUGACGUGACUUCUAUUGCAUACUAGAAUACGAGUGGUAACAGAUGACCACACUGCGGUCGCCCCAGUGCUUCAAUUUGUAUCCUCUCCACGUUCGACCAAUAUUUUAUUGGAUGUG
Ectocarpus sp. CCAP 1310/34 is the source of this 1240-nucleotide messenger RNA. The record is from the annotation of a GenBank genome assembly. NCBI's taxonomy places the organism in Eukaryota, Phaeophyceae, Ectocarpales, Ectocarpaceae.